GAGGCGACUUCCUGCUUCGUUGGAGCAAUAAGGAAGGAGAGAGAAAGGAAGAAAAGAAGGAAAAGAAGGGAAAUAAUAUAUAUAUUUUUAAAAAGGGGGAGGAAAAAAAGUUUGCAUUUGUGGUUUCAAUUUCCAGGCAGAGCAAGGAGCAGCUGAGGAAGGCAGAGAGGAGGAAAAGGAGGAGGGGAGGAGGAGGAAGAAGAGGAGGAGGAGAAGCAGAAGUGAAGCUGCUGCGGAGGGAGGGAGAGGAGAGAGAGAGGGAGAGAGAGAGAGAGCGGGGCUUGGCGCCAGAGAGAGAGAGAGAGAAAGAGGAGGAGGCUGGAAGAGGAGGGAAGGCAGUAGCCCCAGCAGCAGCAGCAGGGAGGGAGAGAGAGAAGAGAGAGAGAGAGGGAGGAAGGGGAAAGCAGCCUCUGCUGCUGCUCCUGCCUCGGGUCUCCUUCCUCGGCCGCUGCGCAGGAGGAGAAGCCUGGGCGAAGAAGGAGGAGGAAGAGGAAGAUGCGGCUGAAGCUGGGCUUCCUCCUGCGCGCCGUGCUGCUCCUGGGCUCCUUCCUGGGUCUGCUGCUGCUCUGGUCCUCGCUCUCGCCUCGCGCCGAAGAGCCCAGUCCCCGGGAUGACAAGGAAGUCAGAAAUCUCAUACCAAACAAUGGAGACCAUGGCCUCGUUCCUGGAAAUGACAAAUUCAAACCUGUGUUACCGUGGCCUCAUGUUGAAGGCGUGGAGGUAGACUUGGAGGCAAUUCGGCGAAGGAAUAAAGCCAAAAAUGAAGGGAAUCCUCUUGCUGGUGGCAAUAAUGAUCAACAAAACAUCAUGGAGCGACAGUAUCUUACAUUUAAGCCACAGACUCUUAUCUACCGUGAUCCUGUAUUACGUCCUGGAAUUCUUGGUAAUUUUGAACCCAAAGAACCUGAACCUCAUGGAGUUGUCAAUGGCCCUGGUGAGGAAGCCAAGCCAUAUGUUUUAGGACCAGAAUAUAAAGAAUCUGUUCAAGCCAGCAUUAAAGAGUUUGGGUUUAACAUGGUCGCAAGUGAUAUGAUCUCACUAGAUCGAAGCAUUAAUGACAUACGUCAAGAAGAGUGCAAGUACUGGCACUAUGAUGAGAACCUACUCACUUCCAGUGUUGUCAUUGUCUUCCAUAAUGAAGGAUGGUCUACUCUCAUGAGGACGGUUCACAGUGUUAUUAAAAGAACUCCAAGGAAGUAUCUGGCAGAAAUUGUUUUGAUAGAUGAUUUUAGUAAUAAAGCACACUUAAAAGAGAGACUAGAGGAGUAUAUUAAGCAGUGGAAUGGCCUUGUAAAGAUUUUUCGAAAUGAAAGGAGAGAAGGUUUAAUUCAAGCUAGAAGCAUUGGAGCCCAGAAGGCUAAACUUGGACAGGUUUUAAUUUACCUUGAUGCCCACUGUGAGGUGGCAGUAAACUGGUAUGCACCACUAAUAGCUCCUAUAUCUAAAGACAGAACCACAUGCACUGUUCCGCUUAUAGAUGUCAUAGAUGGCAACACUUAUAACAUUGUCCCCCAAGGGGGUGGUGACGAAGAUGGGUAUGCUAGAGGAGCAUGGGAUUGGAGUAUGCUGUGGAAGAGGGUGCCCUUGACCAAACGUGAGAAGGAAAUGAGAAAGACAAAAACUGAGCCGUAUCGAUCGCCUGCGAUGGCUGGUGGAUUAUUUGCCAUAGAGCGUGACUUCUUUUUUGAACUGGGCCUCUAUGAUCCAGGUCUACAGAUUUGGGGCGGUGAAAACUUUGAAAUAUCUUACAAGAUUUGGCAGUGUGGAGGGAAGCUGUUGUUUACUCCCUGUUCUCGUGUUGGGCACAUUUAUCGUCUCCAAGGGUGGCAAGGGAAUCCGCCUCCAGCGUAUGUUGGGUCAUCUCCUACACUAAAGAAUUAUGUCCGAGUUGUGGAGGUCUGGUGGGAUGAAUACAAAGAUUACUUCUAUGCUAGCAGGCCUGAAACAAAAGCACUGGCCUAUGGCGAUAUCUCUGACUUGAAGAAGUUUCGGGAAGAUCACAGAUGCAAAAGUUUCAAGUGGUUUAUGGAAGAAAUUGCUUAUGAUAUCACGUCUCACUAUCCUUUGCCACCUAAGAAUGUGGAAUGGGGAGAGAUCAGAGGCUUUGAAACUUCGUACUGCAUAGACAGUAUGGGCCAUACCAAUGGGGGCUUUGUGGAACUCGGACCAUGUCACAGAAUGGGUGGAAAUCAACUGUUCAGAAUCAAUGAAGCUAAUCAACUGAUGCAAUAUGACCAAUGCUUGACUAAAGGACCUGAUGGAACAAAAGUUGUGAUUACACACUGUAAUCUCAAUGAAUACAAGGAGUGGCAGUACUUCAAGAAUUUACAUAGAUUUACUCACAUCCCUUCGGGAAAAUGUUUGGACCGUUCUGAGGUUCUGCACCAAGUGUUUCUUUCAGAGUGUGACUCCAAUAAAGCAACACAAAGCUGGGAAAUGAACAAUAUCCUUAGUGUGUAGACAAAUGAAUCUACCUACUGAAAAAAUGAAUUUGUCUAAGGACUGAAGAUAGCCUGAAAACUGCUGCAAAACUUUGUACAGCUGAAGCCCGGAACCUCCUCAUCGGGAUGAAGGACAUAGGUGGACUGGGAUAGAUUUAUCAUCUGCAGUUAAUGUUUACAAAAACUGCUCUUACCUUAAAACUUCUAAUAGAUGUUUACAUCUCUUCUCUGUUUGUUUGUUUUAGGAUGUUCUUUUAUUUAAAAAAAUUAGUUGAUAGUAUAAUGUUUUUGACUUUGUUUCUGUUUUCUUGAAACAAAGCUAAAAGCUCCAGCUUGGAUCCAAACCAGUGAGAGGUUGCUUCCACUUGUACAAGAGGGUAUUUUGUGCUGCUGGUUUUGGUAGCAGCCCUGCCCCACUUCCAAAAGCCCCUCUCAAGGACCUUUUGGGCCGACUGUUUCAGUGGAGUAAAGGGCUGGGAAUUGGCAACUUUCCGCCUGUGUGUAAGUGCCUUCCACUUGUACACAAGCAGGGGGAUUGGAUCCAAGCCUUUGUUGCUGUUUUUUGGGAUUACACUCAGGGGUCUGCAGGCAGUUUUUUCUUCAAUGCUCACACUUGAAUAAAAAGGUUAGAGUAACCAGACUUUGCUAUAUAACAUGAACUUAUCAACCUGUUGUACGUUGUUUUGAUUUUUACAUCUUACCAAGCACUGCCACAGGUUUUUUUUAGCCAAGGUGGCCUUCUUUUCAGUCAUGCUGCUUUUUUUGGAAGGUGAAUUUUUCAACGUAUUUAGUGCCUCCUUAAUUUGUCCUUGGUUCACAAGAAAAGCAUUUGUCAUAAUAUGGGUAUGUCGAGGUGUCUCUUUUGGAUCAUAGUGAGUUAGUAACAUCCUCAUGUUAGAAAAAUUGCCAGCAUAACUAUUGUACUCUUUAUUCUAUAUCAAUAAAUAACAGAGGCACAGGUCAGGAAUGCUGUGUAAGGACCAACAUAGCAGUGGUGUAUCUUUGGGACCUUUGAAAAAAGUUCCAGUUCAUAUACUGGGUAGCACUUAAAUCCAUGAACCACUUGUGAUACAGCAUUAAAGUGGCUAGUUUUGUUUUUUUAUUUGUUUUUGCAAUAUCAAACUGAACCUGAAAUUUAGCAGUGAUACAGUCAGCGGAAGUGAGUUCUGUAUAUUAUAGCUUAACAGCAAAGCUUCCCUGCUGUAUUAUGUCUUACCAAAUCUGGACAUGUAGAAGCUCAAAUAUCUCAAUGAAGAGAGUAAAAAUGAUCCAGUUCUUUCUGUUGAGGAAAAUAAGUUGGCUGGAGAUGAAAUACUUUCAAAACUUUUUAAAGUCGUUUUACUAUCCUUCAGCGUUUAAUGAUUUAUUGCCAAUUAGAUAGAGACUUCUGUGUAGAUUAGAAAUGAGCUGAUGGGUAAAAUGUUUAUUUUGUGCAGAACUGACUUCAAAUGCCAUCUUUUCUUCCACAUAAUUAAGGGGACGUUUGAACCUUAGAAUUUUCCUUGAUACUUUCAUUUUUGUUAUCCUAGUUAUCAAACUGUGCCAUAACUUGAAGAGGAGAAAAUCAACUUAUGAAACUGUUAAAAACUAACUAGAAAUGUGUUGUCGAAGGCUUUCAUGGCCAGAAUCACUGAGUUACUGUGUGUUUUUCAGGUUGUAUAGCCAUUUUCCAGAAGCAUUAUCUCCUAAAGUUUCACCCACAUCUGUGGCAGACAUCCUUAGAAGUUGGGGGGUCUGCCCUCAACUUCUGAGGAUGCCUGCCAUAGAUGUGGGCGAAACAUCAAUGUUUCUGGAACAUGGUCAUACAAAACUGAAAACGCUCAGCAACCGUCUUAACUAAAAAAAAUUGUAUAAUUUUAUGCAGAAGAAAAACUAUUUUGGGGAGAAAUGUUCUUUCAGAAAAUGUUUCAUCUUGAAUUUGACUAUAGGUACCUCAGAGGUUUCAAUGGGCUUAUUGUGAUAUGGUGUCUCAUUGUGCAGUUGGGGACACCUACUCAAGUUGGAUUUAACAUAACAAGAACAUUAGUUCAAAAUUAAAUUUUAGGUAAUCUGAAUUAAAUUGCAAAUAUACCUUAGUUUGUGUUGAACUCUUCUAUCAUUUUAUCAGCUUGUAAAAUGGGGCAACAGAAGGCUAACAUUUUGUCCAGUAGACCAGAUAUAUAGUUUUUUCUUGUCCGACACCAUCCUUUUUAAGCCUCCUUUCAAAGUUGUGCAUAAUUCAGAAUAGAAGAGAAAAAACUGGAAAAAGGGAUACUAAAGGUAUAUAUAUGGGGCACAUUUAUUGUUUUUGUGUACAAAAACUGGUUUUCUUUUAUGUGUGACAGAUAUUAAUUUAAUCACAUUACUAUGCAUAGAUGAAAGAGAUUGCACAUAGAUUGUGCGGGUGUGUAUGCCUGAAGCGAAUGUUGCGUGGAAUUCCAUUAAAAUCCAAUACUGUGUGUGAAUAUGGAUCUGUAAUUUUACACUUCAAAUCUUACAAGAGAACAGAAGCUGUUACUCCUAAUGACUUUUCCUACUGUAACCUGCUUUUGAAAAAGUAGAUCCCAUAUCCUUGCUUUGUAAGUUGAUCACUAUGCAUUUCUACAUUUUAUAAAUUUGAUUUAUGCAGAUUUUGAUACACUGUAUGUUUCUGUAAAGAUUGUAAAAAAAAAAAUCCUCAAAGGUUUUACGAGGGAUAAAUCGGGAAUCUUAUGUAUAUCUUAAUUCUGGAUUGCUUGUUUUUUUAGGUGAGGCAAAUAAAUUUUAAAAUGUGGGUUUAUUAUA
Messenger RNA from Anolis sagrei ordinatus, 5204 nucleotides. RefSeq names its product polypeptide N-acetylgalactosaminyltransferase 7 (gene GALNT7). NCBI's taxonomy places the organism in Eukaryota, Metazoa, Chordata, Lepidosauria, Squamata, Anolidae. Gene Ontology annotation, biological process: protein O-linked glycosylation. The record is from RefSeq and is a predicted model, not a curated record. Gene Ontology annotation, molecular function: polypeptide N-acetylgalactosaminyltransferase activity. Gene Ontology annotation, cellular component: Golgi apparatus.